Messenger RNA from Polyodon spathula (Mississippi paddlefish), 900 nucleotides. RefSeq names its product RCC1 and BTB domain-containing protein 1-like. NCBI's taxonomy places the organism in Eukaryota, Metazoa, Chordata, Actinopteri, Acipenseriformes, Polyodontidae. The transcript has 7 exons. The annotation marks the transcript as partial. Gene Ontology annotation, molecular function: protein binding. The record is from RefSeq and is a predicted model, not a curated record.
UCAUUGCCAGGGUAUUGCCUUGUGAAGAUUGUAUCUGGCUAUGCGCACUCACUAGCACUAACAGACCAGGGCUUGUUGUAUGCCUGGGGAGCUAACACUUACGGGCAGCUGGGCACAGGCAAUAAGAGUAACCAGCUCAGCCCUGUGCAGAUCAUGAUGGAGAAGGAAAGGACUGUGGAGAUUGCAGCCUGCCAUUCAACUCGCACUUCGGCUGCAAAGGCGCAGAAUGGCCAGGUGUUCAUGUGGGGGCAGUGCCGGGGCCAGUCCAUCAUCUUGCCACACCUCACACACUUCUCCUGCGACGACGAUGUCUUCACUUGCUUUGCCACCCCGGCCGUCAUGUGGCGGAUGGUCUCCGUAGAGCAUGACAACUUUCUGACAGUAGCUCAGUCUUUGAAGAAGGAGUUUGACAGCCCCGAAACCUCGGGCUUAAAGUUCUGCGUGGAUGGGAAAUCUAUUCACAUUCACAAAGCAGUUUUGAAAAUACGAUGUGAACAUUUCCGUUCAAUGUUUCAGUCACACUGGAAUGAAGAUCUGAAAGAAGUGAUUGAGAUUGAUCAGUUUUCGUUCCCAGUGUACCUCGUCUUCCUGGAAUACCUGUACACUGACCAUGUAGACCUCCCGCCAGAAGAUGCAAUAGGUGAGGCACUGCUUCUGGAUUUGGCAACAUCCUGCUAUGAGAAAAAGCUAAAGAAACUCUGUCAGCACCUCAUCAAGAGAGGAAUCACAGCGGAAAAUGCUUUUUCCCUUCUGUCUGCAGCAGUCAGAUACGAUGCUGAGGAUUUAGAAGAGUUCUGCUUCAAGUUUUGUGUGAACCACGUGACGGAAGUCACUCAGACUGCAGGCUUCUGGCAGAUUGAUGGCUCUUUGCUGAAGGAGUUCAUUUCCCAAAGCCUUUAA